AUAUAUUUUACACUCGCGUCACUUGUCAGGGAUAGAGGGGGAGACCGAGAGUAUAAUCAGAAACAUGAACCCGAUGUCGAUCUGUACUCCAUCAUCUUCUUCUUCGUCCUCUUCUGGAUCUUCAAUCUCAACCAAAGCAUGGAUCGUUCACGGCGUCGUAAUCGGAGCUGCGGUGGCGGUGGCACUCGGCGCUCACGCAUACCUCUAUCUCCGCCUCGGAUCCAGCAAGUUCCGGAGCCGAGUCGUCGGAAUCAUUCCUGUUCGUUUCGCUUCCUCUCGCUUCCAAGGCAAACCUCUCGUUCAGAUCCUCGGAAAACCUAUGAUCCAGAGAACAUGGGAACGGGCAAAAAUGGCAACUACAUUGGAUCAUGUCGUUGUGGCAACCGAUGAUGAAAAGAUUGCUGAAUGCUGUCGAGGAUUUGGUGCUGAUGUGAUAAUGACAUCAGAAUCUUGCCGAAACGGUACUGAGCGUUGCAAUGAAGCACUACAAAAGCUCAAGGAAAAAUAUGAUGUUGUCGUCAAUAUUCAAGGGGAUGAACCUCUAAUUGAUCUGGAAGUAAUAGAUGGGAUUGUCAAAGCGCUGCAGGCAACCCCAGAUGCAGUGUUUAGCACUGCAGUCACAUCUUUGAAACCUGAAGACGCAUUUGAUCCGAACCGAGUGAAAUGUGUAGUGGAUAAUCGUGGCUAUGCAAUCUAUUUUUCAAGAGGACUGAUGCCAUAUAAUAAGUCGGGGAAGGUCAAUCCGCGGUUCCCAUAUUUGCUUCAUCUUGGGAUUCAGAGCUACGAUUCGAAGUUCCUCAAGAUAUAUCCAGAGCUACCGCCCACUCCACUGCAACUGGAAGAGGAUCUGGAACAGCUGAAAGUCCUUGAGAAUGGCUAUAAGAUGAAGGUCAUAAAGGUUGACCAUGAAGCUCAUGGUGUUGACAUCCCAGAAGAUGUUGAAAAGAUAGAACAGUUUAUGCGCGAACGAAACCUGUCUUAGUUCUGGCAAAAAUGCAACGAGGCACGUUAGAAUAUAAUCUGGUAUUUUCUGCCUAGAAGUCUACUUUUAAUUCAUUUCACUUAGAAAUCAGUGGCACGUUCUUCUUCAUUUAGAGCUCUGUCUUGUUCUAUAAAAUUACUUCACUAAAAUCUACUGUAUCAAAUCCCUGUUUUUAUACAAAGUUAAAAGAUGUGCUAUGCCUGUAACCCUAGCUUCAAGAUCUUCAUUGAUGCAUAUUAUGCCUAGUAGUUGUUUUUUUGUUUUUUGGUGUCAUUUAUAGAUGUUGUGAUUAUGUUUAUUAUUUAUGAGAGAAUUGAAAUAUAGGCUGAUGUACUAUGAAAGUUCGUGGAAAGUUCUCAUGGUUAUGGAUUCAGUACUUCCAUGGCA
Molecule: messenger RNA, 1369 nt
Organism: Camellia sinensis
Lineage: Eukaryota; Viridiplantae; Streptophyta; Magnoliopsida; Ericales; Theaceae
Gene: CKS
Product: Nucleotide-diphospho-sugar transferases superfamily protein
Cellular component (GO): cytosol
Molecular function (GO): 3-deoxy-manno-octulosonate cytidylyltransferase activity
Source: RefSeq, a predicted model, not a curated record